AUGGAGGUAGAGGUGGAGGUGGAGGUGAGGGGUGGGGGGAAGGGGAGACGGGGAGUGGGUGGGUACGCGGGGUGGGAGUGGGGGUGGGGGUGCGGGAAGCGAAAACGGGGAGGGGGUGGGCGUGGGGGGGGAGGGGGAAGGGGACAGGGGGGAGGGGAAGCAGGGAGGGGGAGGGGGAAGGGGUUUAGGGGGGAGGGGGAUGGUGGCGGCGUUGGUGGUGGUGCUGGUGGUGGUGUUGGUGGAGGUUGUGGCGGUGGUGUUAGUGUUGGUGGUGGUGGUGGUGGAGGAAGUAAUUAUGUUGGUAGUGGUGAGGUUGAGUUGGGUGGAUCAGGAUUAUCUGCGGAUACAGUUGAUGAUAGUCCAUUAAGUGGAGCAGUUAGAAUAAAUAUUAGAAAGACGAUGAUUGAUCUAAAUAUGCUAGAUGAAAGUAGUCAAAAGGGGUCAAAUAUUGAACUUCCUAAUGCUGACAUGAUGCAACAGGCGCUCCUCGGUCGCGUCCUGCUCUAG
This is a messenger RNA of Arachis stenosperma, 507 nucleotides long. RefSeq lists its product as uncharacterized. Bases 1 to 507 code for a protein of 168 amino acids. The record is from RefSeq and is a predicted model, not a curated record. The transcript is spliced from 2 exons. Lineage: Eukaryota; Viridiplantae; Streptophyta; Magnoliopsida; Fabales; Fabaceae.